Paramecium primaurelia is the source of this 277-nucleotide messenger RNA. The record is from the annotation of a GenBank genome assembly. Lineage: Eukaryota; Ciliophora; Oligohymenophorea; Peniculida; Parameciidae.
AUGAAACUUCUCUUUUACUUACUAGAACUAUGCCAUCUAGAACUGAUCAUUUCUGAUUUAUUUAGAGACUUUUUUUAUUUACAAUCUAAUGAAGAAGAUCUUGAAUUGAUUUCUCUUCUCUUAAUCAUAACAGAAGCUCUUUAUUUUGGUUAAAGUUAUUCAUUUUAUUUAAUUUUGAAACCAUAUUCUAGUUUUUAAGUAUAAUUUUAUUACAUAGAACACUUUUUGGUAUAGCUAUUAAUUAAUAAUCAUUAAGAUUAACUGCUCCAGUUUUUGA